AUGAACAUCUCGUCUAAGCUCGAUAAUUUGAGCUGGUACGGAUUAUUCGUCGGACGGAAACUUUGUGGAAUGACUCGUUGCGGUGAAGAUGAUCAUCUUCCGCUGAUGUUUUCUAAGCUCAGACUCGAGGAAGAUGUUGCUAUUGAUUAUAUCUAUACAAACUUUUACGACUUGGGAUACUGUGGACCCUGGACGCAGGCACGUUAUAUGGCCGAAAGAUCGCUGUUUGCCGUUAAUCGGAAGGCAAUACAACGAAUAAACAACACUCUGAUGACCCGUCAUCCAGGACCUCAAGUUACGCUUUCUGCGUUGGACCUUGCACCUAUCCCUGGGUUUACCAUGAAGACUACGCGUGACUUGUCAACAGUUACUAGGAUGGAACGACCUGAAAUCAACAUACACUUGAAAUCCUCCUCGGGGUUGAAAGCGGACGACUCUCGGUGA
Messenger RNA from Puccinia triticina, 444 nucleotides. RefSeq lists its product as uncharacterized. The transcript has 4 exons. The record is from RefSeq and is a predicted model, not a curated record. Bases 1 to 444 code for a protein of 147 amino acids. NCBI's taxonomy places the organism in Eukaryota, Fungi, Basidiomycota, Pucciniomycetes, Pucciniales, Pucciniaceae.